Chelonoidis abingdonii (Abingdon island giant tortoise) is the source of this 776-nucleotide messenger RNA. The record is from RefSeq and is a predicted model, not a curated record. Lineage: Eukaryota; Metazoa; Chordata; Testudines; Testudinidae.
AUGGUCUCUGUGAUGAACAACACCCGAGCCUGGGCGCCCGAUCGCCCCGCUGGCCGCUUGGGCCGAAGGGGACGAGGUGCCACAACCGGCGUUUUGCUGCUCAAGGGCAAAGCAGGUGAUCGAGCUAACUCCGCAUUCUGCCUAGCAAAAAAAGUCACAAUCCCAGUCUAUGUCUUGAUCAUAAUAGCUCUGGUAGGAGCAGCUCUGAUAGGAGCUUUCUCAGGAAUAGUAAGCCUAUAUUUAGUCCAUCCUGGCUCCGCAGCGGUCCUCUCUCUGGAUCCCCCUCCUGGCCCCUGGUGUCUGGAUGGCUGGGUCGGAUACCAAGACAAAUGCUACUUUUUCUCUGAGACCAAAGAGAACUGGACCUACAGCCAGCGCAACUGCUCUGCGCUUGGUGCUUCCCUGGCUGGGAUCGACAGUGAGCAGGAAAAGAGGUUCCUGCUGCGCUAUAAAGGCAAACUUGACCAUUGGCUCGGCCUCUGGAGGGAGCAGGAGCAGGAUCAGGACCAGCCCUGGAAAUGGGCCAAUGGCACCGAAUUCAACAACCAGUUUGAAAUUAGAGGAGGAGGACACUGUGCAUAUAUGAGUGGUGGAUUUGUUGGCUCUUCAAGGUGCACCUCACUCACAAACUGGAUCUGCAGCAAACAUGAUGCGUAUACAGUGGGAAAGAGAACUGCACAGCCUAGGAUAUAAAAGCUUGAGAAUCAUUGAAAUGUGAUCUGGAAAAGCUUGAAGACACGGCAGGAUGAGUAUUUAUUCCCUACAGUCUGUUCCCC